Messenger RNA from Stylophora pistillata, 2191 nucleotides. Its product is annotated as retinal homeobox protein Rx1. NCBI's taxonomy places the organism in Eukaryota, Metazoa, Cnidaria, Anthozoa, Scleractinia, Pocilloporidae. Gene Ontology annotation, molecular function: DNA-binding transcription factor activity, RNA polymerase II-specific; RNA polymerase II transcription regulatory region sequence-specific DNA binding. The record is from RefSeq and is a predicted model, not a curated record. Gene Ontology annotation, biological process: regulation of transcription by RNA polymerase II.
AUUCUCCACCAUGAACAGAAGGCCAAACAUCAAGUGGUGAGCUAAGUGACCGGUAUGCUUUGUCUCAUGACACGACACCAAUUUUAAGAGUUGUAUAAAAAUAGGACGAAGCUACUCCUUGGCGAGGACAAACACUCUUGGUUGGUUUGCAGAGUGGACGGUGGACUGACAAUGGAUUCGGCGGCGCGACCGAGUAUGGUAUUCACGGAGAAGAAGGAAAAAGAAACGCAAAAUGGAUCAGAGCACUCGAUAGAAUCGGCCCUUAUUCAAGCUUCAAGUAAAGGUUACACGAUCGAUAUGAUUCUUGGAACUCACGAUCGAAGACCAAAACCCAAACAGGAGGACGCAUUCGAACAAGAAGGCAAGCUGUCAAGAAAUUCUAGCGACGAUGAAGAUGAUCUGAGUGUGGGCGACGAAAAAGGAUUCAAGGAUGAGGACGACCUUGACGAAAAUGAUGGCAAGCCGAGGAAAAUGCGUCGAAGUCGCACCACCUUUACGACCUACCAACUUCACCAACUGGAGCGCGCUUUUGAGAAAACACAAUAUCCAGACGUUUUCACAAGGGAAGAGUUAGCCUUGAGGCUGGACUUAAGCGAGGCACGAGUACAAGUAUGGUUUCAAAACAGAAGAGCUAAGUGGAGAAAACGUGAAAAGUCCAUGGGACGCGAAAGCCCCACAUACCUUUACGGGCCCUCGAAUGACUACCGGGCCCUUCAAGAUGUUCCACAUGUGCACCCUGGCGUACAUCCCUUCACUCCAGGAGUGGAUAGAUGGCACCCGCACGUCCCAGCCCUGAGCCUUUUGUCUCCUUUCGCCACUGCACCAAGUCCAUAUGGUCCUCUAGGAGCUCAUCUUAACGUUCCCGCACUCUCACCAGCGGCGAUGUAUACGCAUCAUUUGUACAGACAGUACGUUAGACCGGGAAUGUCACCAUUUCUAAAGAACCCAUCGGAAACUCAAGAAUUUCGAAGAACAAGCAUAGAAAAUCUGAGAUACAAAGCAAAGCAACACAGUACCGCACAAUCAUUAGCUGAAAGAAACAAGACUGUUUAACUUAUAAUCCGUCAAUUUACAUGCAAUACAGAGCCAUUUUUAACUAUUCCGUGCGCUGACGAUUAUUAUAAAUGAAAUGAAACGAGGUGCUUUUUGUUACUUUGUUGUAAGGAAUCCAAUUAGGUUUCAGCGCUUAGCUCGAGCCAUGCUGUGAUAAAUGCAUGGGUUAAGACUUGUGUAUUAGCCUUUCAAGAAAUCGAGUUCCAAAAGAACUUAAUUAAGAUGUCAUUUGAUAGGGCUCUUUAGGAGGACCAAUUCAACGACUCUGGCUUGUUUAUUACAAGAAGUCCAGCCAAGUAGAAAUAAACCACCAGUCUGCGUAAAAAAUUGACUCGUAAAGAAAUUACUUUGGGGCUAAAAAAAAAAUUGAUCAACAACAUCGCUAAUUAUUUUUUUUACACAUCGACUUAUAUAAUUGGUUAUUGGCCUCUAAGGUCAUAAAAUCAGCAAGACAUUCGUAUAGAAAGCAUAAUUACAACUCGAAAAUCCAGUUCACCAUCUUCAAAUGUUGUACAUAGUAUUCAGAACACCUCAGCAAUCAACGACUAUCUAUCGUUUUGACGUUAAUGUAACUUAUUACUAGAAUCUGUGCUUUUUGUAAAACGAGGAAUUGAAAAUAUAUUUAAAUAGUGAAAUAUGUUUCUUAUUUGACUUAUUUAUAAACGCUGACAUGCUUGGUGCGUCUAAGACCUCGAUUUUGUCGGUAGAUUGGUUGGUCUAGUUAAACAGGUGCAUAGCCAUAGAUGUAUUUUUUCUAAUCUAAGAUUUCACGAAGCCACAUUUCUUCUUCACUUUUCGCUGUGUCACCUUGGACUACAUUUAUUUUAGGAAAAGCGGUUUCCGAACAAUUUCAAGGCUUUGUCGUUUCCUUGCAAUUAGAGUCUGUCUGCUGUCUGAUUUGGGUAUUAAUGAUAUGGUUAAACAUUUAAUUAACAGGCAGAAUAUAAAGUAUGUGAAUUAAUUAAGAAGUGGUAAAUAAAGUUAGAUUCAAUGACUUUGCCAAAUAAGCGUCAAAGGUUGUUGUUUGUUGAGGUCUAGAUGAGAUAACUUCGUCUUAUGCAGAGGUCAUAAAGCUCAAGAGCAAACUGAAAAAUUGCAGUAGUAGGGAACAAAAUAAACUUGUAUUGAGAGAGUCUCA